This is a messenger RNA of Closterium sp. NIES-65, 741 nucleotides long. The record is from the annotation of a GenBank genome assembly. NCBI's taxonomy places the organism in Eukaryota, Viridiplantae, Streptophyta, Zygnematophyceae, Desmidiales, Closteriaceae.
AUGUCCCUGUGGUGCGCCCCGUUGCUACCAGCAGCAGCACGUGCUCAAGCCACUCCCUCUGCCCCCCUCUUCAUCUCCGCCCACACCCCCACGGGGCAGGCGAUGGCGCUAGCAGCAGCGGAGGCGGGGCACACAAGGCUGCACGGCAACAAGCCCACCACGGCAGAAGCGGUGCUUGCUAGGGCUAGCGAAGGAGGAGGAGCUGAGGAAGCGCUUGCGCGACCUGGCCUGGCCGCACGACACCCCUUUUGGUACCCAGCGCAACGUGAGUACAACGCCAUGUGUGGGCGGGACGUGCGACUGCACAAGGACCCUCUGGCCAUCCGCAUGGACAAGAAGUACCCACCUUGUCACCACACCUCCCCACCCUCCAUGCGUGCAGCAUGGGGUGAUGGCGCUGUCUACCUUAUAGUGAACUACGAGCAGCCAACACCCCCCUGUGGUGGACUACCCAACACCCACCUCGUCUGCCGAUGCUCUCUGUGCUCCUCUCCCUUCCCCCCUACAGUGUGGGGCAGCGACCCCGUGUACCCCACGGUGAACUACGAGCAGGCGCCCGGCCACGGGGUGGACAACCGCGGCCCCAACUUCAACAAGCCCAGCGAGGACCCCUUCAGCGUCGUGCGCCAGCUAGGCAGGGUGGUGACACAGGAGCAGAUGGAGGCCAUCAUGACACGCGAGCAGGAGGAGGAGGCGGUGAGUCACACCUCUUGCUGCUUCUCUGCUGCCUCUCAGCUUUGA